UUGGGCUCAGUUCCCGUCCUGGUCCCGCACGUGGAUACAACUUCACCAGAGAGAAACUUUGACAAGUGGCGGAGAAAGUUCUGCUGGGCCGCUUUCUUCGUCUCCAGAACCUUCCAGCUAAAGCUCCACAACCAUGGGGGACUGGAGCGCUCUGGGCCGUCUGUUGGACAAGGUCCAGGCCUAUUCGACUGCCGGGGGGAAGGUCUGGCUGUCAGUCCUCUUCAUCUUCAGGAUUCUGGUCCUGGGUACCGCUGUUGAGUCGGCGUGGGGAGACGAGCAGUCUGCCUUCAAAUGCAACACCCAGCAGCCUGGUUGCGAGAACGUCUGCUAUGAUAAAUCCUUCCCAAUCUCCCACGUUCGCUUCUGGGUCCUCCAGAUCAUCUUCGUCUCCACGCCCACCCUCCUGUACCUGGCUCACGUCUUCUACCUGAACAGGAAGGAGCAGAAGCUCAACAGGAAGGAGGAGGAGCUGAAAGCGGUGCAGAAUGAUGGAGGUGACGUUGACCUCCCGCUGAAGAAGAUCGAGCUGAAGAAGCUGAAGUAUGGCAUCGAGGAGCACGGCAAAGUGAAGAUGAAGGGGGCCCUCCUCAGAACCUACAUCGUCAGCAUCUUCUUCAAGUCUCUGUUUGAGGUGGGCUUCCUGAUGAUCCAGUGGUACAUCUACGGCUUCAGUCUGUCCGCCGUCUACACCUGUGAGAGGGAUCCGUGUCCCCACAGGGUGGACUGUUUCCUGUCCCGUCCCACAGAGAAGACAGUCUUCAUCAUCUUCAUGCUGGUGGUGUCGCUGGUUUCCCUGCUGCUCAACGUCAUCGAGCUCUUCUAUGUGUUUUUUAAGCGGAUCAAAGAUCGUGUGAAGGGGAAGCAGCAGCCCACCCUGUACCCCAGCGGGGGCACUCUCAGCCCCACCCCCAAAGAACUGUCCACCACCAAGUAUGCCUACUAUAACGGCUGCUCCUCCCCGACGGCGCCCCUCUCUCCCAUGUCCCCCCCAGGCUACAAGCUGGCCACGGGGGAGCGGGGAACCGGAUCCUGUCGUAACUAUAACAAACAGGCCAACGAGCAGAACUGGGCCAACUACUCCACAGAACAGAACAGGCUCGGCCAGAACGGCGCAGGAAGCACCAUUUCCAACUCCCACGCUCAAGCCUUUGACUUUCCAGACGACACCCACGAGCAUAAGAAACUGUCCUCGUCGGCAGGACACGAACUGCAGCCCCUGGCGCUGAUGGACGCCCGGCCGUGCAGUCGGGCCAGCAGCAGGAUGAGCAGCAGAGCCCGCCCCGAUGACCUGGACGUGUAAACGCCAGCCCCCCUGCCUCCAGUCAGGCCACACUUGAUGCAUAGGUUCAUUUUGAAAGAUGAGACUAACCUCAGUCACUGUCUUCAGCAUAGAGACAAUGAGACAUUAAACCUUCUCAUUUCAUACUGUCAGAGGUACCAGAUGCAAUGCUUCUUCUCUCUUCCUGUAACUUGUUACUGGUAUUGGCCAAACUUAGCAAACUAGAACAGCCAUAGGAAAACAAAGUUCUCAUGAAAAACCCAGUCAACCAGCAGAUCCUUGAGAUGGCCCAGCAGGAAGAUCUGGGGAGGACCUGGAGGAGAACAACCAGAGAUGGAGAACAUGGCCAAGCUGCUCGGACUCAGGAACCGGAGCAAAUCUUGGAAAACACCACCUGAUCUUUCUAACGUGCACUAAUAUGUGAAAACACUGUCCUUUGUGGACUCCCAUUGUCUCCUCGUGUGUGUUGUCAUGACGACAUACUUUGGAGAACAGACAGAUGAGUCAUGAGGCCGUCAUGUGACCAUCACAACAUGAUCUGACUAGAUAUAAAAUAAAAAAAGGUGUUUUCUGGACUUGGUGCUCUUUAGAAACAGUCACUGAUCGGUUCUACUGCAGACCACUUCACCGGACCUGGACCUGGUCUUGCUGGACCUUCAGCAGUAACUUCAUUUUACUUAAAGCAUUGUAGGCCAUCAGGGACCUUUUGUCCUUUCAGGUAAUUUUCCCUUAGUUUCUGGCCUCCAUCCUGGUUGUGUUUCCUCAUAUUGGAUGAUUUCUUUUGUUAGAAAGUGUUUCUCUAGAAGAACUUUGAAAUUCCAAUUGAAAUUUUUUCUUUAAAGUCAAUGUGACACAUUUCCUACC
This is a messenger RNA of Melanotaenia boesemani (Boeseman's rainbowfish), 2143 nucleotides long. RefSeq names its product gap junction protein alpha 1b (gene gja1b). Gene Ontology annotation, cellular component: connexin complex. The coding region runs from base 134 to 1300 and encodes 388 amino acids. Gene Ontology annotation, molecular function: transmembrane transporter activity. Lineage: Eukaryota; Metazoa; Chordata; Actinopteri; Atheriniformes; Melanotaeniidae. Gene Ontology annotation, biological process: heart development; cell-cell signaling. The record is from RefSeq and is a predicted model, not a curated record. The transcript is spliced from 2 exons.